CCUACGCGCGGCGCGAGCGGGCGGUGUGGCGCGCACACAUCCCGCACGUAGCCGGCGUCGUUCGCAGCGCGGGGUCGUCUGCCCACUCGGACGACAGGUCAAGCGUAGGCUGCCGGGCGCGGCUCCUGCAGCGCCUCAGUGGGUCCCGCACGCUGCUUGGAACGGAGCAUCAGCAGCGCCGGGCUUGGGCAGCACCGCCGUCCCUGAAGCGCUGGGCUGCGGACCGCAGUGCAGCCCAGCCCGUCUCGGCGAAAGUUUUGCCUCGCCUCGUCUGGCCCCGCGCCGCGGCGGAGCCCUUGCCCGGCUCGGUCUGGAGCCGGCAGCGGCCCGGCAAGCAUCACCUCCCGACGCGGGCGCCGGCAGGGUAGCAGCACUCCUGUCCCCCACGCGCCAUGCCACUGGGGCACAUCAUGAGGCUCGACCUGGAGAGACUCGCUCUGGAGUACGUCGUGCCCUGCUUACAUGACAUCGGCUUCUGUUACCUGGACAACUUUCUGGGAGAGGUGGUGGGAGACUGCGUGCUGGAGCGGGUGAAGAGGAUGCACCGCGACGGGGAACUGGCCGACGGGCAGCUGGCCGGCCCCAGCAGCGGCGUCGCCAAGCGGCAUCUCCGUGGCGACCAGAUCAAGUGGAUUGGGGGUACUGAGGAGGGCUGCGAGGCCAUCAACUUUCUCCUCACUCUGAUAGACCGACUGGUGAUGUACUGCGGUAGCCGGCUCGGCAAGUACUACGUGAAAGAGCGAUCCAAGGCUAUGGUGGCUUGCUACCCUGGAAAUGGAACUGGGUAUGUUCGUCAUGUGGACAAUCCAAACGGCGAUGGGCGCUGCAUCACCUGUAUUUAUUACCUGAAUAAGAACUGGGACUCCAAGCUGCAUGGUGGCAUUCUUCGGAUAUUCCCAGAAGGGAAGUCCUACGUAGCAGAUGUUGAGCCGAUUUUUGACCGGUUACUAUUUUUUUGGUCAGAUCGAAGGAAUCCACAUGAAGUUCAGCCUUCUUAUGCAACCAGAUAUGCCAUGACUGUGUGGUAUUUUGACGCUGAAGAAAGAGCAGAAGCAAAAAAAAAGUUCAGGAACUUAACCGAUGCAAGGAAGAGAGAAGCACCUCAUAAUGAAGACUGAUUGACUGUUUCUGAACUCUUUGUGAGGAAAUAAGAUCCCAAAGAUGACCUCUAUUUCCAGCAAACAAGGGCAAUUUUUUGUUAUGCACAAGAACACACUGGUUGUGUCCAACGUGUGCAUCUUAUAUUGAUGGUACUUAAAUGAAUCUUCUGUUAUGCCUACAUCUGGCAGAAGGGACACUUGUUUUCUAUUUGUCUUUUGCUGGAAACAGUAACCAGGGUUAAAAGGAAAAAAAAAAAGGAAAAGGACAAAAAAGAGUAUCACUAAACCUAGUGGCAGAGGCUUUUGGUUGCUCUUGUAACCAAGAUAAUGAUCAUUGGAAGUAGUGGUAAAAAUCUGAGUCUUAUUUGCACUUUAAUGGGGGUAGGGAACGGAAUAUAGUUCGGUGGGAAGGAGUUUUACAAGUUUAAAAUCUGUGGCAGACUGCUACCAGGCAAGGAGAGAUAUUGGAAAUGUGAAAUUAAACUGUAUUUUUCUAGAGGGUCAUCCUGUGCUCUGUCCCAUAUACUGCUCAUCACUUUGCUGUGCAGAGCAGCAGCUCAGCCCUUGGGCAGCAUGACUUUCCAAACAGAUUUUUAUCUACACAGCCAUCACAUUUCCUGGAUUUCGUUUGCUUGUCAAGAUUAAAAUUCUAGCUAGGUGGUUGCACUGCCCUUUCUGUCCCAGGGCUGAAGGGUUCGUAGUUAUGCAUCUGUCCAUGACUUUGUAAAGCAGUUUCCUGUCUGUUCCAAGUGGGAGCGGUUGUACCUUUUCUGUCUUCAUGGUGUGGUAAAGCAGCUGUUUUCUCCCAGUGGCCCACAAUGCAUUGGCACUAAAGGCCAAUGAUACAUAGAAUUGUGAUUUUUGUGGCUUCUCCAUCUACCAUAUUUAAUAUGUCACAGAUAUGAGUUUGAAAGGAAAGGCUAAUAUCUGGAAGUCUUGACAAAUGUAUGGGUAACUUAGACUUGAUUUCUGUGCUGCUUAUCCUUAGUCAACACAUUUGUUUAACUUUGCAUGCCUCUGUAAUUGGAAUGAAACAGUGAUUCUGUUUCAGCUGAUCUGCUAUGCCAGGUAACUACUUGUGCUGUGCCCAAGCCGUGACAUCAGUUAUUCAAACAGAAAAGCACAUUAUAAUUAUUUUUUUCCUCUCCAUUGUUUAUUUUGUUUCAAACUUACUAGACUCAAUGAGUAACUGGUGAGCCAUCUCCAGUCUGCCUAAGCUUCUAUAGCCAGCACUUACUAUGCAGUUCAGAAUAGCUCUUGAUGAAGCUGGGAGCUGGCAGUGGAUGUAUUUAUCAAUCACACUAAUUGUUCUUAACCUAAUACACUCACUUGCAUUCAUUUUUGUCUUGUGUUGUCAGCGUGUGUGUCAGACCCUGCCAAAUGUUCCAGAUAGGUGCCCUCUUCGUCUCAUGUUUUCCUGUGCCACCUUGCCUGCACUGGUGAAGGUGGUCUGUCUGAAACACUGGCCCCUGCACCAGUUCACCACGCUGUUCUGGAACUGCAGCCCAGUUCUGUUGCGUGGUGAGCUAGGGAAUGGAACAGUUUGCAUGCAAUGGCAACUGCUAAACAUCAGUUACAGAAGGAUAACAGCUGGAUAGGACCAAAAAGAAAUAACUUGAGUGAUAUAAAAAAAAAUAGCAAUGGAGGUUUGUUUUUUUUUAAGUAGCUCUGUCUCUUUAGACAAAAAAAGACAACCAAAACAAACAAACAAACAAAAAAAACAACCCUGGACAUCCUUCAGCUUGUCCUUGAAUUCUGAAUGUAAAUACAUUAGUGCUAAGAAACCCCUCAUCCUCUCUGGCUUCUCCCAGAGAUCCGUCUAUGGUCUUAGGUGCUGGACUUUUUUCAGCCUGACCACUGUGCACCUUAAGAGAGGAAUAUGAGGGAAAGUGUGUGGGAAAUAGUCUUAUAACUCAAGACUAAAAAAAGACAAAUAAUGUCAUAAAUGUCCUUUAAUGUCAGGAAAAACAUUAUUCCACUAUGGUUGCUUCUAAGUGGCACAGCGUAGGGCUUAAAGGAAACUUAAUGAUAACUUGGAAUUCUCUUUCUGCAAUGUUCAUGUGGAAGGAGAAAGAAUUAGGGCUUGCCCCUGAGAGUGAAAGGUAUCCCUUUGGAAAAUGAGUGAUGUUGGAAAAGGACUGCCACAGGAUUAUUACUUAAAGUCAAGGGGAGUAGAACCCAGCCUGUUGUAUUGCUGGGCAAAGUUGAUCAUGGCACGUAAUUUUGCAACUCCUACAUGACUUUAAAGGAGGAAAAGACAGAUAAAACAGAGCAGAGCAAGCCUUGCUUAGCCUUUAGAAACUGUAACCUUAAAAAAAUGCACUAGAAAGAGAUGUUAGUACACAUCUCACUGGAGCCUAGAACAGUAUAGAAACAGUGGGGUGGGAAGGGGAGAGGCUUUGUAUAAAGGUUCAAACAGAAAGGUUGCCUCUGUUGCUACCACCUGGUUUCAGCAGGGGUCAGCAGAACGUGUGGUGGAUGAAGCAUGGAGCAGUAUAGAUGCAUUUCUUGUAAAUAAAGUAAGCACUUAGAGUUUUAGCCAACAUCUUUGUGAUCCCAGAUAGGAGAGAGCAAUUAUUCUGUGGCAGAUGUAAUUGUUUUUUCUUUAUUAACACAUAUAAUUAAGUUCAAAAAAGUUGAGGACACAGGAUUUUGAAACCAAUUCUCAGUCCUGUGUUGCAGACCUUUGCCCCAUUUCCAGAUCAGUGGGAUGAUCUCCUUGGAAGAUGCUGCCGUUUAAUUGAGUGGAGUGUGUUAGUCAUGUAGGAAUCCACAGGCUUGUUGUUUUCUAUGCAGAUUUCUCUUGCUUGUCUCUGAAAUUGUUGCAAAAUGCUCUGCAAGAAUGCAGUCGUCUGAAGAACUGCGGGGGGGAGCAGGCUGCUGCAGUAGGGAGGGCAUUUCAAGGAGGCUCUUUCCUUGUGCUUUGUCUUCACAACAAACUGAAACACGUAUGGCUACACAGCACUUGCAACCCAGUAGUGAAAAAGAGUGUUUUUUCCUAAGGCAUUUUAUUUCUAGUCCUCCAGAAACUGGUUUUGGUUUUAGUUCUGUGUUUGGUUGGGUUAUAACCUUUAGGUAAUGUGCCUUCAUCACAUGUAUCUGUGAAGAUGUUACAUGCCACCUAUGUGUGCCAUGCUAGUUUUUCAUGGCUCUUUAAUUAAUAUGGUUGCCUUUUCCGUGUGCAACUGCAUUAAAAACAUGCAAAGCCACUGAAGCCAGUUUUAAACAGGUGGUUUUAAUUGUGCAGGGAGGUUGAAGGCCAAGAGAGAGAGACUACUUUUUAUUCUUAAACCUGUAACCACUGGCCUUUUGUGCAAAACAGCCUUUAAUAAAUCUUGUUUUCUCUAGAUUUCUUCUGGUUUUAUGAAGAGCAACCUCUGUAGAAUAGUGUCUAAAAACAUCCAAUCUUCCCCCCCCCCUUCCUUGGCUUUAAACAGUUUUAUUCCUUUCCUAUUGAGUUUUUAAAAAAUGUUGGAGUAUAUUAUGUGUAAUUAUUUGUUGUUGCAAAGUAGCUGGCUCUAACACCCCUUGCAAAUAGCUGUUUGCAGGCAAGUAACUAGUUCUACUUGGACUGUGGUGUACUCCCAGCAGAUAUCUGAGAGUGAGUUAUAACUACAUCUUCUCUUGUCAGGUUGUAUGCUGGUCAGCAAUCCUGGCAUUUUGCAUUGGAUUGAUAGACAAACCCCUAGUAGUAUUUUGCCAUACAUCACAUUUUGUGUUCUUUUUACUAUUGAAAAGAAAAAAAAAUCCCAAACCUGUUGUGGCAGGAGUCAAUAAACACUGGGUCAUGUUCAA
Pogoniulus pusillus (Red-fronted tinkerbird) is the source of this 4895-nucleotide messenger RNA. It is a transcript of the gene EGLN3, whose product is annotated as egl-9 family hypoxia inducible factor 3. The coding region runs from base 393 to 1118 and encodes 241 amino acids. Gene Ontology annotation, molecular function: ferrous iron binding; peptidyl-proline 4-dioxygenase activity; L-ascorbic acid binding. The transcript has 5 exons. The record is from RefSeq and is a predicted model, not a curated record. Gene Ontology annotation, cellular component: cytoplasm; nucleus. Gene Ontology annotation, biological process: cellular response to hypoxia; peptidyl-proline hydroxylation to 4-hydroxy-L-proline. NCBI's taxonomy places the organism in Eukaryota, Metazoa, Chordata, Aves, Piciformes, Lybiidae.